AUGAAGGAAGUGCAAGUCGCCGAGGCCAGAGCCUUCUACGGGUUCCAGAUCGCGAUCGAGAACAUCCGUCACUUCCCCUGCUGCUUACCACUCUCCCGCCUUCUCCGUUCUUCCGCCACCGUCACUUUCGUCUGCCGUUACCGUCGCGAACUCCAUCUAUCUCUUCUCUUUGUGGCCGCCGCCGCUGCGGUUAUAGUGAUGGAUUACGCUCCGACGGAGGAUGGGGAUAGACGUAGUGUAGGUGUUCGAGGUGGAGGAUGGCGAAACACAGCGGCGGAAGAGCGGGGGACGGAGGAAGACGCGUUUGAUAAAUGA
Linum trigynum is the source of this 315-nucleotide messenger RNA. Lineage: Eukaryota; Viridiplantae; Streptophyta; Magnoliopsida; Malpighiales; Linaceae. The record is from the annotation of a GenBank genome assembly.